AGGGAAAAAAAAAAAAAAAUCUGCAGCUACGUCCUGUUACUUUAAGUCUAAUUAGCAGCCAUGACAUGAAAGGCACUUUUGAAAUAUGCCCCAGUGACAGCACUUCCAAUGGCCUUCUGUUCCCAGUGAUCAACUGGUCUGGGAGGAGUCUCACCGGUGGGAAAGCCCUGCCUUUGCCGGAGUCGCCCCGCUCCUUCCUCGUUCGCCGCGCUCCUACUUGUGAAGAGUGUAGUGGCGGCGGCUUCGGAGCUCACACACCGCCCGAGGAGACGCACUGAGCCCGGGCCCGGUGUAACCGCUUCUCCUUCUGUCCGUUUCUGUUCGUCCGGGUGGAGGGCUGAACCCCGGCGGGGUGUGUAGUUUUUUUCGGGUGUCGGAUGUGAGGAAUGUGACGCACGGACGGGGGAGAAAAAAAAGGGACGCGCAUCGGAGAUACAAAGAGGAGAGAGCGAGAGGAGUCAAGUUUUGCUGCAGGAGGUUCAGAUUCCUUUUUCACGUUUCCUCACCCCUGAACCUUGACCUUUGACCUCACCGCAACAAUGCCACACCGAUCUCAGAGCUCAUCGAUCGGUGAAAACCCCCUUGACCCAAACUACCUGCCCCCACAUUACCGUGAGGAGUAUCGUCUGGCUAUUGACGCUCUUAUAGAAAAUGACGUACAGGGCUACUAUGAGUUCCUCCAGUCAGCAGAUGUGGUUGGUUUCCUGGCACAGCCGGAAAUUGAACUCAUCAGGUCAACAAUCCAAGUGCCCAACCAGACAUCCGGCAUCCCAGAGCUGACAUAUCAUGAGGGAGUUAAUGAUGCUGAUGGAUCCUCUGACACCUACUGGCCUGUGCAGUCCGACUUGGCUGCCCCAGGGCUGGACCUGGGUUGGCCGCUGCCACAGCACAGCUUUGGUGGGCCGACGGAGGUCACCACUCUGGUGAACCCCUCCGACCCGGACAUGCCAAGCAUCAAGGAGCAGGCCAGGAGACUUAUAAAGAGCGCACACCAAGUUAUUGCUGUAGUGAUGGACAUAUUCACAGAUGUUGACAUUUUUUCUGACCUCUUGGAUGCAGCAGCACGUCAUGUCCCUGUUUACAUUUUACUGGAUGAACAGGAGGUUCAUCACUUUGUUUCCAUGGUCAACAACUGCAAAGUCAACUUAGAUUUCAUUCCUAUGAUGCGUGUCAGGACUGUGGCGGGAAUAACCUAUUAUUCCAGGACAGGGAAAUCAUUUAAGGGGCAAGUGAAGGAUCGUUUCCUGUUGUCUGACUGCAGGGCUGUACUCAGCGGGAACUACAGUUUCAUGUGGUCCUAUGAGAAGAUCCAUCGCUGCAUUGCCCACCUCUUCCUCGGGGAGCUGGUUGCCACCUUUGAUGAGGAGUUUCGUAUACUCUUUGCCCAGUCAGAGCCUCUGGUCAUUGACCCAUCGAAUGGAGCGCUUGCUAUCUCUGACACCAGUAGCACUAGCAGCUACUUAAGCAGCCAGUUAGGUUUGAAGAGGACCCAGUCUUUGCGUAACCCCAUGGGUUACCGAUGGCAGCCUGAGAUUCCCUCUCCCUUCCCCUAUGGAGACUCUGAUCGCAACCCUGCACUUAAUUUCCGAAGGAACGACCCGUUUCGGCACAGUCUUGAACCGGGGGUAGGAAUAACGAUUGGGAAGUAUUCACAACAACAGUUUCGUAUGCAGCAGUCGUACCUAGAGCAGGGACGGUCCAUUGUGUCCAGGCAGAUGGAAAUGAGUGCCAGUGCCUUCAAAAGGCACAGCUAUGCAGAAGGAACACAGGAACACUACUCAUCUUCAAGGCAAUACAUGAAGCAAAGAGUCAUGAACAAUCUGGAGGAGACAGACUUCCAGAGGGAGCAGAUUCAAAGUAGCCAAUACUAUAGUGAAGGGCCUGGGCCGGAUUCUGGCCAUGGACACUACGACAGACUUCGAGGUCGUCCGCCACAUCUCGCCAUUGACCAGUAUUCGGAUUCAAGCUUUCGCUCAGAUCAGGAGCCUCCACCUGGAACCUAUGGCAGAGACUAUUUUUCAUCUGAGGACCUGACAGGACCAGAUGGGCACCAGGCACCUCCAGUAGCUGGGCGGUAUGGAGGAGGAUCCUCCCAUAAAAGACCAACCAUAGGACAUGCGUAUGCCUGUCAGAGCUCACCGACACAGCCUCAUCCACCAGAGAAAAAAGUGUAUCACACACAGCCCGAUCAAGAACUUGAUCAAGAUGACAGUGUAAAGCAAGGCCUUAGAAGCUGGAGAAUCAACUCUUAUCUUAGUGCUUAUGAGGAUGGUGGAGAAGAAUGCCUUGGUCAACCAAUGGGGCCUGAUGCAUUUGAGGAGACUCAACCACCUCUGCAACCAAAUGAAAGUGCAGCUCAGCGCUAUGGAAAGAAGGAGCCACCAGCUGUUCCCUCCAAGCCCAGACCAGAUAUCCUGAGACCACGCUAUGGAAAGCCCAAAUUACCUGACAGCAGUAAUAAAGAUUCUGCGCCAAACAAGGAUCUGCUCCCUUCACUCGGUGGCUCGAAGACAUCUCUACUGGAAGGAGAGAAGGAAAAGGAGAGAGACACAGAGAGGGGCACAUCAAGGGAAGUGGGUAUGGAUUUGGAGGUGAAAGAGUCUGCAGAUCUCUUGCUGUCCAAGCAUGAAUCGUUCCGCUCACGUAUUAACCCAAUGCUCCAGCGUAGCUCCCGUCUGCGCUCCUCUCUCAUAUUCUCAUCUUCCAAGGCAGAAAUACACAGCGGUAGCUUAGGGCUAAAACCAGCCACAGAGGUCGACGAGGAGUUAGACACACUACGCACUUCCUCGAUUGUGGCCCAGAUCCUAGAAAAGAGGAGAUCACUGUCUCGUGAGCCAUAUGAGUGGCGAAAGAAAGCUGAUGAGAAAGAGAAGGAGAAAGAACGGGAGGUGAAAGAGAGAAAAGAGAAGGAGCAACAAGACGAAAAGGAGAAACGACUGAAAGAGGAGAUUAAACCACAGGAGGAACCUCAGAGAACUAACGAAGAAGUCAAAACAACAUCAGCUGUUGACAACACUGCCACAACAUCAUCAUCUCUCAACAUGAAUGAUCCAGCCAGUCGACUGCAGUAUUUUAAAGACCUGGCUGCCAAGAGGAAAGUCUCAAAAGUGGACACAGAGUCCUUGCUGAAGGCACCAGAGCCUGCUGAAAAAAAGCCAGAUCUUACUGAUAAACAUAUUGCUGACACUAUGACUCAAAAGGCCACAACCGACUUCGUCAGUUCAGCAGAACCGGAACCAAAAAAGACAGACAUCUCAGCAAAAUUGGCAGAGCUCACUCGCAGGUCUUCAUUUAGUUCAUCAAAACCACCAAUAAUCUCUGCAAGGCCCCCUGCCGUGAAAACUUCAGAGACAUUACAAGCUCAUAAAGAGGAGAAUGCAUCAGAUGGUCUAAAGAAAGAUUUAUUCAAGUCUCUGAAGCCUAUUCCUUCACCUAAGAUCUUCAAGAGGGAUCAGCUGAAGCUCAAAGGACUGAAUCCACGACGCAUCUCCUGUGGUGACGAGAUUCUGACCACAGAUGCCACAGAUGCAGAGAAGAGUGAACUGAAAAAGAACCGCUCUCAUAGCUCUAGCUCUUCAACUCUGUCACAUGAAGACACUAAGGAAGGAAAUCUCAAGAUUAUGGGAUCUAAUACAUCCAUCAACACACUUGGUGAGGGAAAGGGUGAAGGCAAGCCACUUGACUUCCUGAAGAAGCAGACUCAGAGGCUAAAAGGACUCCUGGGGCCCAAGGAUAAAGAAAAGAAAACUUCGGGAGAGGACAGGGGAAUGAGCACGGUCAUAGAGGUCGCUGACAAUUCAAGCAAAAAACUCAGUUCAUCAGCUAAAGACACAGGAUCUACCGCUGCCGAACAAACCACAGCCAACCACAAGACGUCAACCGGGACAUCAGUCACGUCCCGAUACCAACCCCAGGGAAGCUCUGUUUUGUACAGCAGCAACCUACGAGAUGACACCAAAGUCAUCCUGGAGCAGAUCUCCGCCAACAGCCAAAAGAAUCGUCAGGAGCGAGAAGAGACUGGAGGGGACCAAGAUGGUGACGCCGGAGACAAAGCGGGGGUUAAACAGAACUCCCUAAAGAAGAAUCGAUUUCUGCGAACACCGGACAACAACCAGGAGAGGGAAGGCCUGCUGAAGAGGAUAGAAAGUCUGAGGAAGGAGAAGAAGGUCUACAGCCGCUUUGAGAUGGGGAAUAACCUGGGAUAACGUAAGGAAACUCCAACCGCCCCAUGUGCCAACGAAACUAUCACAGUACCUGUGGGCCCCAAUGCUGGAGCCUCUCCUGGAUUUUCACAGGACGUAAUAAAACUUGAAAAGACUAAACAUAAAAAUGCUGAAAACAAACUUAAGUCACUGAGGUUUGGAAUGCGCUGGUUUGCCAAGACCUGGUACUACUUUGCCCUUACAUGGUGACUGAGAGAAACGGGAGUGUCUCUACAUGCAUACUGGCUGCAUGGGCUAAUGUUUCACCAAACAGAAACAGGUAGGGUCAUUUAUCUAUAACUGAGUUUUUAUGAACGUGACUGAGGGAAGAAGACAAGAGAUCGAAAGAGCACAUUGCAAAUGUAUGCCUAUCGAAAACAUGGUGGCUUAAGACAGCAUGUGUGUGAUAUGAGUGUGUGUGUGUGUGUGUGUGUGUGUGUGUGUAGCUGGGAAUAGGUUAAAACUAAAUGGGAGAAAGUGAUCUAGUGGAUUCACCGUGUGCCAAUGACCCAUAGAGGGUAUUACUAAAGACCAAUAAGCAGGGGUAAAGAUAUGUAGAAGAAUGUGACUUGAUUGUGAAUGAAAAGACAGAAUCAGAAGGUAGGAAUAUAAAUGUGCAGCAGUAGAGUUUCAGUAGAAAGUAUAGGCCGUAGUGAACUUUACCCCCUCAAGAGAGUGUUAUGUACUUUUCCAUUAAGGCGUGGAUCCACUUCUCAGGGUUGAAGAUGUCAAAUAACCAUUCAUAGAGGGGACCAAGGCGCUUUUAUGGUUAGAGGAUUAGAGUUUAAAUAAAACAAGCAUAUUAGUCUGUGUUUUAUGAAAUGUAAAUACAAGUGUAAAGUAUUUCCAGUUGAGUCACAGUGAAAUGUUUUACUGGCCUGUUCCUCUUUCUUAACGUAUACAUUCAGAGCCGUAGACAUUACCUCUAAAAGAGGAUAGGGACAGGUACAUUAUGCAGUACAGGAAUAGUGCCAUGCCUCCUUACAUAACUCACUUAAUGCCUGAGACCAACGCCCUGCGUAGGACUCCUAACUCUUUAUUAAACCAAAUACCUAGUCAUAUGAUACAAAUCCCACGAUGCCUGAGAACUCAAUUGGGCAUCAAACCAUUCACUGUGUCUUUGUACAAUACGUCAGAGGAUUAAAUGAUCUGUAUGGACAAUUCAGGGGUUACACUGUUUUCUAUGCAGGAUUAGACUGUACAUAUUUGUGUGCGAAGGGAUUGUAUGUUGAUAUUUUGAGUAUCAAUUAGAUUAUGACCACCCUUGCUGCACUACAAGAAUGUGUUGUUUUUAUUUGUAAUUAAUAUGUGAGUAUGUGGUUUUAACUAUAAAAAAUAAUUGGCAUUAAUUAGGGCAAAUCAAUUGCACAGGGUUGAUGUGUUUUUCUUGUUGAACCCUAAGAGAGUAUUACAUUAUAAAUGAAAUACUGUAAAAAAAAAAAAGUCUUUUAUUAAAUCUCUUUAAAACUGAA
Molecule: messenger RNA, 5674 nt
Organism: Mugil cephalus (flathead mullet)
Lineage: Eukaryota; Metazoa; Chordata; Actinopteri; Mugiliformes; Mugilidae
Gene: sack1hb
Product: family with sequence similarity 83 member Hb
Exons: 8
Coding region: 540-4205 (1221 amino acids)
Biological process (GO): protein localization to cytoskeleton; positive regulation of cell migration; intermediate filament cytoskeleton organization
Cellular component (GO): keratin filament
Molecular function (GO): keratin filament binding
Source: RefSeq, a predicted model, not a curated record